AAGAUAUCGGAGGACUUCAGUCAAAUUUUCUUAUCACAUUGCACCCACUUUAUAAUAUCUAUCAAAUGCCAUGUAUAUAGCUUGUAAGCAUAUUUUUUUGGUCAAACAUAGUGACAUUUAAAAUAAUUCAGAUACUUGGUGAAGCUAGCGCUUGAGGAAGCAAAAUAAAAGUCCCGUAAGAAGACGAAAUAACGGCAAACAUACACGAACGUUAACACGACGACCGUUAGCCGUUAUGGUCAAACUGAGGCUGUAAAAUAGUGACAAACUCGUCAGAGGAAGCGUUCAACAUGACUGGAGGAUAACUGACAACAACAACAACAUACGGCAGGUGCUCUCACUUCCGUCGCGGUCAUUUCACCGGCUGGUCGCUGUUAACGGACCGUAAUCUGGCUAACGGAGCGGUGGUUAACGGUUGAGGCCAUGGUGAGGUCAGCUAGCUGUUGUUGGGCUUUUUAUAGCUAACGGUAGCUGCUGGACCGUUGACGUUCUGUCGGACCACCGAGGAGGACAGCGCGCGACCUUGGGGACGUUGUCAUGGAUCUGACUCGGCUGGCUGUGGAUGCUGGUCAGUUCAUCAACCGGGCUGUUCAGUACACGGAAGAAAGUAUUGGACAGGCGGACAAGACCGAGUUGGAGCCCGGACUGGAGGAGCUGUUGACCCGGGUAGACGCCACCAAGACUUGGACAGACAAGAUAAUCUCCCAGACUGAGGUUUUACUGCAGCCUAAUGCUGGAGCACGGCUAGAGGACCGGCUGUAUGAGCACCUGGAUUGGAGCGCCCCCCCGCGGCCUCGUGCACAUGAGGUACUGGGAGACCAAAUGACUGAGGCUGGGAUGGAGAUGGGGUCCAACACACCUUAUGGAGCUGCACUGCUCAGGUGUGGAGAGGUUCAGAAGCAGUUUGGUGAAGCAGAGAGGAAAUUUGUCCAAAGCGCUAACAUCCACUUUCUCACCCCUCUGAAGAGUUUCACUGAGGGAGAAUACAAAGCCAUGCAGGAUGAGCGCAGGAUGCUGGUGAAUAAGCGUUUGGACUUGGAUAUAGCUAAGAACAGACUGAAGAAAGCCCACGAGGCCGACCGAGAAGGCAGAAACCUAAAUGCAAACCCACUGGAUGAUGACUACCUGUCUCAUGUCUCUUACAUGUUCAGCUUCCUGCGUGUUAAAUGGCUAAAGAUGUGGGCUCAGGAAAUAUCUCAGGCAGAGAUGGAGCUGAGGAUCUGUCAGAGUCUGUUUGAUCGACAAUCAGAUAUUACAAAACGAGCUGUGGAAGGAAUCAGCAACACUCAUAUCAACCACAUGCGGAGCCUGACUGACUUCGUGGAGGCUCAGGCUUGUUACUUCGACCAGUGCAAGCAACAUGCUCAGGAGCUUCAGAGGCAGCUGGCCAGCAUCCCAGCAGUCCUCUGCUCCAAUAACUGGCAGUCCGCAAUUAGUAAUGAAGUCAAUCAACCGUCCACAAGCAACCACGUAGCCAACGAGCCCCUUGGCUUAAAUCAGGUCACUCCAAUCCCCAUAGUCGUCCACCAAAUUCCAGACUUUGACCAGGACUCAUGGACUGCAUAUCCACCGGCCGGGACUGAAAAAACAACAGAAGCCUCUAUAACCACACUGCCAAAUAACAACAAUAACAACAACACCUGCCUUUCUGAUGGCCAAGCAACCAGCCACUGUUCAACAACCAACCAAGCAUCUGAUUAUGUCAGUGCAUCAAAUUUGGACAUUGACCCAACAGAUCAGAUCACAACCGCCAGCGUGCAAACCAACGGAGCAACAACUCUUAUAACCAAUGGUGCGGGUAGUCUGACAACAGCUUCCCAAACUUCCAAACUCAGUGGAACCGAGUCUCAGACAGCAAAUGUAGCAGCCGGUGCGACCAUAACAACAGAUGACAUGGCUGUUGAGACUCUCACAAUCAAUGGUGUGGCUGCUGAGCUCCAAACGACAAAUGAAAGCGCAAGCGAGCUGCCCGCCAUUAAUGGAGAGGAUGCCCAGGAGUCAUCAACAGCCAGUCAGGACAUGGUUCAGUAGCUUAGACUGACUUUGACUGGAGCUUCAGCUAAUUUAGACCAGUUGUAAAUUGGCUUUGUGGAUCCGAGACAGCAUUAUAAAGAAACAAGAUACACAAUCGUUAUAACAUGGUGUAUGUUAAAACUUGAAUUAAUCCCAUAGGGAAAUUAAUGUGAAGUGGUUGUAAAAGUGCGUAUUUUUCUAAACGUGAAAUAGUGCCACAAUAAUUUUAGCCUUUAACCACGACUAUAUAAUAUUCAUGUAUGAAAAUGACAACUGCUGAGUAUCAGUCCACUCUCGUCUACUGACUGUUAGAUUUGCAGUGUGUGACUGUGAAAACUUGUUUUCAGUCUGUGAAACUAAAUCUUUAUUUUUACAUUUAGUUACAUGACAAACGACGCUUUGUGCCAAGUAUAUGUGUUUAUUUGUUGGUAUGAAAACAUCAGUUCGUGUGUGUGUUUAUCUCUGCGUGUCUGUGUCUAUCAGUGACCCAUGUGCACACUGUCACUUGUGUUUACAGCUUCCCCAAACCUGUUACAACUUUAAAGAGAGCUGUGUAUGUAUGUGAUUCCACCACCUUUUGACUCAACUUGCAAGGUGAGGUCAUUUUCCACAUGAAACACGUUACCUACAUGUGUUUGGGAGUCCACGAGGUGCCAAAACACCAAGCUGAACAGGACCUUUAUGCUGUAGCAUGGUAUAAAAUAUGGUUCCUCAUACACACUCUGGGUGUUUCCCCCUACACGCAGUCGAAUCACAUAUUCACUUUUACCCUUUUACCCCAUUAAAGCCCCCACUAGGUGAACUGGGCAGAGGUUUCCGUGUCCAGAUGUUGUUAAUUUUCUUUGUGAGGGCAGCCCUGCUCUACCGUAGUGUGGGUCCACUCUGGGGACCCUGGAUGGAAACACACACAUUAAUGUAGCAGUGACCGUAGUGAUGUAAUCGCCCACAAGCUCUCGGCUGUACGCUUUUAUCCCAAUACGUAAAGAUGUGUAGGUGUAUAAGGAUAGUUUCAGUAUUCACAAUUCUAGUCGCUGCCAGUUGCAAACCACGCGUCCAUGCAGUCAUACUGUUCGUUGAGCUGAUGUCAGUGUGAGGUUUGAUUCAUGUGAAGAUUUGGAAAUAAAUAUGCAAACAGUGAUGUCAUGUUAA
Messenger RNA from Plectropomus leopardus (leopard coralgrouper), 3162 nucleotides. Lineage: Eukaryota; Metazoa; Chordata; Actinopteri; Perciformes; Serranidae. The record is from RefSeq and is a predicted model, not a curated record.